Pleurotus ostreatus (oyster mushroom) is the source of this 675-nucleotide messenger RNA. RefSeq lists its product as uncharacterized. Gene Ontology annotation, cellular component: nucleus. The coding region runs from base 1 to 675 and encodes 224 amino acids. The transcript has 5 exons. The record is from RefSeq and is a predicted model, not a curated record. NCBI's taxonomy places the organism in Eukaryota, Fungi, Basidiomycota, Agaricomycetes, Agaricales, Pleurotaceae.
AUGCCCGGCUGCCACCGUUGUCCCACGGACCCGCUCAUGUUGUUCCACCGCUGCGCCGGGUGGCCGUCACCUUAUACCAACAGCAGCGACAAUAUUAUGCAGAAUAAUGGAAGCACCCCCACGAGCCCGACAGGACGAUCGCAAGGGCAAGGGUACCCUUACACACCCAACCUCCCCCACAAUCAGCCAGGGCAGUAUAUGCCGAACCAGUUACCAUACCAGAUACCGGCCUCGCCGAUGUCAUUGAACGGCUACAACUCGGGGUCCGGACUGAAUAGCGGCUUGACGGUGCCUAUCCACACCUCAAACGGACAAGAGCACUACAAACAUGCUGGUCGUUUAUCUCAUCCUGUACCAUCUGAGAGUCGUGCGACUUCAUUCAGUCAGCAUCCCUCCUUAUUACCUCCCGCCCUUCCCGGGCCCAUCGUGAGGGAUGUAGUAGGUUCUGAAGCUAUGACCUACGCCGCCAACCUCAGGCGUCAAACCUCGGCAAGGUUCUACUGCCCGCACUGCCCGAGCAGCUUUACAGCAAGGCACAACCAUCGUAAUCAUAUUCUGGCUCACAGUGGCCAACGUCCGUUCAGAUGCGAUGUUUGCAAUGCGUCCUUCACCACUUCCGGAGAUCUCAGACGCCAUAAGAGGACGAGGAGACAUGCGCAAAUGCUUCAGUGUUGA